CGUUGAAAAACUCAUUUUCUCAUUUCCCAUUUGCCAGAGCUUACGUUUUCGCAUUACCUUCUUUCAUUUCAUUUUCUAUCUUCCCAACCCACCCUACCAAACAUUUCUUUCUUCUUCACUUAAAUCCUUACUUCGAUCCAACUUUCCUUUUCUCUCCUCUUCUACUUUCAUGGCGAAUGGAGGAUCUAUCAAUCCCGGAAUUCGUCUAGAUAUUCAGCAACUACAAUCAGAUGCUCGACAUCGAUGGCUGCGAGCAGCUGAAAUUUGUGAAAUUUUAAGGAAUCACCAAAAAUUUCAAAUUUCUUCGGAACCUCCAAAUCAACCUUCAAGUGGGUCACUCUUUCUUUUUGACCGUAAGGUUUUGAGAUAUUUUAGGAAGGAUGGACAUAAUUGGCGAAAGAAAAAAGAUGGAAAGACCGUCAAGGAAGCUCAUGAAAAGCUGAAGGUCGAUAGUGUUGAUAUGUUGCACUGCUACUAUGCUCAUGGUGAAGAUAAUGAAUGCUUUCAGAGGCGUAGCUAUUGGUUGCUAGAAGAGGAAUUCAUGCAUAUAGUUUUUGUGCAUUACUUGGAGGUGAAGGGUAACAGGAACAGUGCCAGGGUGACUGAACCUGUAAUUUCCAUUUCCCAGAUUAGCAACUCUAUGUCUAGCAGUGUUUCGAACAGUUACAAUGAUGCUUUUACCGGAAAUGCUGGAUCACCAAGUGCAGCUAGCAGUUUGAAUUCUUAUGAUGAAAUUGAAUCUGAUUGGGUCAUUCCAAAUUUUCUCGAUUUUAUCUAUUGGGCACUUUAUGCAGAUGAUAAUCACCUGGCAAUUUCAAGGUACCUUUCUCCUUGUUUCUUGCAUGUAGAAGCAGGAUUUGAAAAUAAUAAGAUGGGUGCCCUCUUAAACUCUACCUUUCUGCCUUCAUACCAGCAAGAGUAUAAAGGGCCUCAACCAUUGGAUUAUGUUUCACUUGUUCAACAAGGAGUUGGAACUAAGGACGAUAAUCAAUUUAAAACACUUGACUUGGCUUCAUGGGAAGAAGUCUUUCAACAGAGUACUAGAGGCUCAGAAAAUUUACAGGCAAAUCCGUUGGUGUCUGCAGCUCCUCUUUUUGGAAGCACUGAUGUUUUUAAUGAGAACUUCAGCCUGUUUUUGGAUGCUGGCUUUGGUGUCAAUUCUAUGGCAGGAGGUUCUUUAGCUUCAUACUUGCCGAAUUACAAUCCAUUAAGCACAGAAUUUCCUGACAAUACGAAUGUCUCUGUUAAUGCAAAGCAUCCAUUGCUAGGAAACGUUGUAACGGGGGAGGGCUUGCAAAAAGUUGACAGCUUUUCCAAAUGGAUGUCCAAGGAAUUUUCUGGUGUAGAUGACUUGAAUUUGAAGUCAUCUCCUGAUUAUUCAUGGCAGAAUAUUGAAACAUCUACUUCCGUUGAUGAUCCCUCAAUACAACAUGAGAACUACACAGUAAGCCCCUCGAUCGGCCAUGAUCAGCUCUUCGACAUUCAAGAUUUCUCACCUAGUUCUUCUUCCUCUGACACUGAAACAAAGGUUGUGAUCACUGGAAAAUUUUUGGUGGAUCCCGCAGAGGUGUUCAAGUAUAACUGGUCAUGCAUGUUUGGGGAAGUUGAGGUUCCUGCUGAAGUGCUGGGUAAUGGUAUUCUCUGUUGUUAUGCGCCAUUGCACAUGGCUGGACGAGUCCCUUUCUAUGUAACCUGUUCUAACAGGUUUGCUUGUAGUCAAGUGCGGGAAUUUGAAUAUCUUCUAGACAGUCAAAGGGCCAUCAACAGAAGUGUUUCUGGAGACAGUAUAAUGGAGCAGCAGCUUUGGCAUCGACUUCAAAAGCUACUCUCUCUGAAAAAUCCUGCAAAUUUGGAUCCAGUAACUGAGAGUUUUAGAAAGAAUGAACCAAAAUUUAGUAAAAUUCUUCUAUUGAUGGAAGAUGAGCUUUGUUUCGGGGUUGAACAACAGCUGAAAGAGAAAGUAGUCUCUUGGCUUUUUGAUAAGGUAAGUGAAGAUGGAAAAGGACAAAAUGUACUUGAUGAACAGGGGCAAGGGUUGCUGCAUCUAGCAGCUGCGCUUGGUUUGGAUUGGAUUAUCCCUCCUACUGUAGCUACAGGUGUUAGUGUAAAUUUCAGGGACGUAUGUGGAUGGACCGCACUUCAUUGGGCUGCAUUUUAUGGAAGAGAGACGACUGUCGCUCUUCUAGUUGCACUGGAAGCUGCAUCAGGAGCAGUAACAGACCCUUCACCAGAAUUUCCUUUGGGUAGAACUGCUGCAGACUUGGCUUCAGCUAAUGGAUUCAAAGGGAUAUCUGGUUUCCUUGCAGAGCAUUCUUUGACUGCUCACCUUGAGACUCUUACAAUGACUGACCGAAUGUUAGAUACUCCGUUGGAUGAUUCUAUGAACAAAGCUGUACAUACAAUGAGAGAGAAGGUGGCAACUCCACGUAAUGAAGGUGAUGGAUCAGAUUUGCCAUUAAAGGACUCCUUAGCUGCACUUCGCAAUGCUACUCAAGCUGCUGGUCGUAUCCACCAAGUUUUCAGGAUGCAGUCUUUCCGAAGGAAGCAUGUCAGUGAAGGUGCUGGACCUUAUGGUAAUUAUGAGUCUUUGCUCAGUGAUGAACAACUUCUUUCACUUGUUUCAUCCAAGAUUCAGAGGCCUGGACGACCUGAUGAGCAAACCCAUUCUGCUGCAAUACGUAUCCAGAAAAAAUUUCGUGGAUAUAAGAAGAGGAAAGAAUUUCUGAUUAUUCGCGAACGUGUUGUUAGAAUCCAGGCCCAUGUAAGAGGUCACCAGGUUAGAAAACGUUACAAAACGGUUGUCUGGUCCGUGGGAAUACUGGAGAAAGUUAUUCUGCGGUGGAGACGGAGAGGGACUGGAUUAAGAGGUUUUCGUCCUGAUGCCCUCAAUAACGCAUCCAGCACACAGGGGACACAAGAUGUACAGAAGAUUUCUUCUGAAGAUGAUGAUUAUGAUUUCCUGAAGGAUGGAAGGAAACAAACGGAAGAACGUCUACAAAAAGCACUUGUUCGGGUGAAGUCCAUGGUUCAGUAUCCUGAUGGAAGAGCACAGUAUCGAAGGAUUCUGACUGCUGUAGAAGGUUUUCAGAAGAAUCAGUGCCUGAGUGGACAGUUCAACCCGCUGAUCUUCCGAAUCAUUCAUCAAGUGUAUAACAAGACCUAGCAAGAUUGAUUUAAUUCUUCUGUGGCCAAUUGUACUCCUCCAUUCCUCUCAACAACAUUGUGAUUUACUUUUGGUUUACAUCAUUCAUGUUUGUGAAAGCAUUGUUUUCAAUGGUUGGUUUUUGAUGUAGGGUCUAUCCUUUGUCCUUUCAGCAUGGGUGUGUAUGUGAGACUUGUUAAAGGAUUUAAGACAUAGCCUGAUGCUGCAUGAAUUAUUCAAACUUGUUUGCCUUGCUGCCUUUAAACGCUUGAACUUGUUAGGUAACUGUUGUCAGAGUAUUUAGUGCCCGUUUUGUAGUUUGUGGCACAUAUUGGUAACGGUAACAUAUUUAGGCGUAAUUUUGCAAGGAACGUCCCAAAUAGCCUUCGUCCUUAAUAAAGCAUUUUGUACUUGGCAUUGGGUUGCUUGCAUGUUGUAGCCUAAACGAUAGUUACGCGGAUUGCGGAACGGAGCGUGAUCUACGACCUUGAUCGCUCGUUCCUCAUCACAGGUCAAUCUCUGUUUCAGUUCAACGGUUGACAGUUCAUAUAUUGCAUGGAGAGUAAUGCAAGAGGAGAGAGAGUUGUUGAGCAAACUUGAAGAAUAAUGGAGGAAACAAAGAGAUGAAGAAUGGAGGUUAUUGUAAGAGCAGAGAGAAAUGAAGAGGUAUCAAGAAAUUUUGCAUACGAGGGAAACCAUUUAAUCUUUUCUUUUUUCUUUUUUUUUAAUUGGAAGGGCUAGCAUUUAUUACUGAGAAAGUGCCUGAGUUACUGUAGCUAUGUUCCGUGUUUCUGUUCCACAUUCCUGUUUCGAAGUGAAUUCUGUUCCAGGUAAUUAUGCCCAAAACCCAUUACCCUUUUAGAAAAGGAAUUGAGUGUUAAUGAAAAUUCAUAAAGAAAAGGGAUAUUGGGUCUGGGAGUGGAUUAGCAUUUCUCCCUGGGGUUUCCUUGCAAAAUACAGUCGUUUUCCUUACCACACAAUUGUUUUCCUUACUAAUGGUGUUUGAUUUCUUGAGUGAGUUUUGUAUGUGUAUUAGCCUCUUCCAUAACGCAAGUUGCUGAAAAAUUUUGAUUUUUUUUUUUUCUGACUUUUUCCUUCGACCUUUGGGCAAGCAGGUCCAUAAAAACACCCUAAAAAAUUCAGAAGAUGUUCCAGUUGAAGGCGAAGAAGACAUGAUUGAUGUUGAAAGCUUACUGGAUGUUGCAUUUGAAUAAUAUUUGCUCGUCUAAUUUUUGCUUGAAUUUGUUUAACUUGUACAUAAGUGAACUUCUGCACUUUAAUUGGAUGAAAGGUAAUAGUCUACCAUUGUAAAUAAUAAAUACUAGAAGUAUACAGCAUCAAGUAGGAGAAUCUUUAUGAGACUGAUGUGUAGAAUGUUGACAUUCUAUAGUUUGACACCACAGUUUAGUUGUAAAAGGCUCGUUUGAACAACAUUGAAUUUGUUAAAAAUGGGAAUUAUUCUCU
This is a messenger RNA of Amaranthus tricolor (Joseph's coat), 4606 nucleotides long. RefSeq names its product calmodulin-binding transcription activator 1-like. Lineage: Eukaryota; Viridiplantae; Streptophyta; Magnoliopsida; Caryophyllales; Amaranthaceae. Gene Ontology annotation, cellular component: nucleus. Gene Ontology annotation, biological process: regulation of transcription by RNA polymerase II. Bases 170 to 3163 code for a protein of 997 amino acids. The record is from RefSeq and is a predicted model, not a curated record. The transcript is spliced from 13 exons. Gene Ontology annotation, molecular function: protein binding; double-stranded DNA binding; transcription coregulator activity.